This is a messenger RNA of Protopterus annectens (West African lungfish), 1893 nucleotides long. RefSeq names its product C-X-C motif chemokine ligand 14 (gene CXCL14). The record is from RefSeq and is a predicted model, not a curated record. NCBI's taxonomy places the organism in Eukaryota, Metazoa, Chordata, Ceratodontiformes, Protopteridae. The transcript is spliced from 4 exons. Gene Ontology annotation, molecular function: chemokine activity. Gene Ontology annotation, biological process: antimicrobial humoral immune response mediated by antimicrobial peptide; cell chemotaxis. Gene Ontology annotation, cellular component: extracellular region. Bases 212 to 511 code for a protein of 99 amino acids.
UUUGCUGGAGAGCCUGAGCUUUAAGAGGACGCAGACGGAGGCUCCGCAGGCAGACUACAACACAAAGUGACAGCAGCUGACCAGAAACUCCUCCAGCCACAACUCCUCUGAGCGAAUCGAUAACUUUGGAUCUCCCACUUAACUGACCCGACGUGGUGGGACCUGAUAUUAGAAUUACAGCCUCUGCUAAGUGACAGUUAAGGCGACUGCCAUGAAAGCCGUGACUGCAGCCGUGUUGUUUGUUGUCAUUGCCAUCUACUCAAUGAACAUAGAAGGGUCUAAAUGCCUUUGCCCCAGAAAAGGAAUGAAGAUACGAUACAAAGAUGUCCAGAAACUGGAAAUCAAAGCGAGACAUCCUUACUGCAAAGAGAAAAUGGUAUUUGUUACUAUGGCAAACUAUUCUCGAUUCAGAGGUCAUGAAUACUGUUUACAUCCUAGACUUCCUGGUACAAAAAACUUAGUCAAAUGGUUCACUGCCUGGAAAGAAAAAUACAGAACCUAUGAAGCUUAAGUAAAAACCUUGCAAAAAGAAAACAACUGUUCACCUGUUUGCUGACUGGACAUUUGUAAUAUGGAAGCGUCUUUUCUUAUUCUGAAAGAUGUUGAAAAAAUAAAGCACUUUUUUGUUAUCAUUUUAUAUUUAACCAGAGGCAUCAUUUUGAUACCACAUACUGCAAGUUAUUCAUUCAGUUCCAUGUCUCAGAUUUAUCUGCCUAGCUAUAUAUAUAUAUAUAUAUAUAUAUAUAUAUAUAUAUAUAUAUAUAUAUUUUUUUAUAGAUAGAUAAUAUGUAUUUCUUUUGCAGCAUAUGCAAUAUGAAAACAUUAUCAUAUUCAGUCAAUCCUUGCUGUAACCUUACAUAUGCCUUUCUACUUAGGAUUAUGGCUGAGCUUCAUAAGCUCAUCCAACAAACAGCCCAGUUAUUAUUAUUUUUUGUGUUACAGUUGAAAUAGAUGUUAAAAUAUGUGUAUAUAAUCACCUCAUCUAUUCUGUGAUACAAAAUUACACAUUUUUUCAGAAGAUGCAAAAUAAUGUCAGUUAUCUAACUAAAAAGCACUUUUGUUAUUAAUACACUAUAGGUGAUAUCAGCCAUGUCAGUAAUUGCACAUUUUGCUAAAUGAAGCAGAUGAAAUGAACAUUGAACAUAACCUUGAAGUAUAAAAUGCAAUACAUAUGUGUAUAGAUUGGUAGAAAUAUUCUAACAGGAAUCUGAUAUAAUGAAGCAGUUGGUAUGAUCAGUUUUCUGACAAAACUGAAAUAUGAUGGGUAUGGAAAACAAAUAAAUGAAAUGAAAGUAAGGAUUUGACUCCCAAAGAAAUACUUUGGAGGGUAUUCAAAGAAAAUUAAGCACUAAUUACUGUGAGCUUCUGUUUUUAUUUUUAUUUUUACUUAGUUUCACGAAAUGUGCUAGGUCUGCAUUCCAAGUACAUGUUUUUGAACAGUGGAAACAUGCAUUUCAGAUGCACGUCUACCUCCUUUAGCCAUAUUCUGUGAAACUAAGUGAAAAAAAUGGCUUAUGGUAUUUAGUACUUCUACAGAAAUUCUAAGCAUUUCUGAAUACCCCCCUUUGAUUAAGAAAGCAAUAUAUUUGGAAUAUAAUGUACCAGCUAUUGGUUUAAAGCACCAUCUCUUUUUAUAUAAAGAAGACUUCCUCCUUGCUUGUAAAUAUAAACACUACAAAUAUUAUUGUCAUUAUUAUUCUAUUUUAUUGUAAUGUAUUCUUCUGAAAUAUUUCCAUUUCUUGUUUGUAUGUCUGAACAAAAUAAAGAGUUGCAUGUGAAUUUUGAAGCUAAAAAAACAGAAUGGAUAUCUGUGUGUGUAAAUGAAAACUGAAUAAAUGGUUGCUGCAAGUUAGAGUCACUGAAAAAUAUUUAAAUAAAUGUAUUCCAACUUUC